Messenger RNA from Emericellopsis atlantica, 1004 nucleotides. RefSeq lists its product as uncharacterized. NCBI's taxonomy places the organism in Eukaryota, Fungi, Ascomycota, Sordariomycetes, Hypocreales, Bionectriaceae. The transcript is spliced from 2 exons. Bases 106 to 735 code for a protein of 209 amino acids. The record is from RefSeq and is a predicted model, not a curated record.
UCUCAGCCCUUCGAACAUACAUCCAUAUCGACAGACACUCGCUCAUUGCUGAUCUUUUUUAUCGCGUCCUUUCUUUACAUUGCCCUUCUCCUUACAUUCAACACUAUGAAGUGGCUCAUUCUUGCUGGCCUCUGCGAGUACGCCUUGUCUACACCCAGUCUUGACUUUAAGUUCUGGGGGGAUGAGACGCCACAGAAUGGCAAGAUCACCUCCCAAGGCUGCUUCAAGAAUGAAGCUGAUCUGACCCUAAUGGCCGAUGUGAAGCCGUUUACGGUGUCCGCGGGGGCUUGCGCACAGAGAUGCUUGAAGGACGAAUCCGACAACUACACCAUCAUGGGAUUGCAGGGCCACCAUUGUUGGUGCGGCAGUCACAUGCCUCAGGAGGAUGAUAAGACCGCCGCCGAAGAUUGCAACUACGCCUGCCCUGGCUACCCAGGGGAAGCAUGCGGCGGUGUUGGUGACAACAAAGCGUUCAAUAUUUUCAACCUGGGCAUAGACCUGACUCCUGAUGUUUAUGGCAUGGGGGGAGAUGACUCGAGCGAGGACAACAGUGACAAGACGACGAGCACCGACAUCAUUGCCACGACCGAGUCGGCCACCUCCACCGUUACGAGCGAGGGCGAGACGGUCACAGUCACCACCACCAGCACCCCUGACGGCACUCCGGGUGGCAACCCAACGUCUUCGACUCGGUUUGGAGGUAGGAGGAGAUGGACGUGGCUUUCUAUCUCUUGAUAGUAGGGAGGAAAAGGCGCAAUAGCCUUGUACCAAGCCAUGUGUUUAUACAAAACAACAAAUAUGAUCGAUUGAUGAAGUAUUCGAGAAAUUCCUUAAUACUUAAGUAGGUGCAAGUAGUUAUCUCGGGCAUUCAGCAGUGAUCCGUCAUCCUCGUCUAAAAGCGGCAGCAUCACCCGACUAGCUUGGAGCUACCUACCCGGUAGUCCUUUUACCUCGGACCUCCACUGCGCUGUCCAUCGACGUGACCAAGAGCUGCCGGCCUUCAG